AUGUCUGACUCUCUCAGUCCAGCCUUUACCCUGCGGUCUCUGUUGGACACCGACUUGUACAAGUUUACAAUGCAGCAGGCUGUCUUGCGUCACUUCCCUGACGUCGAAUGCGUGUAUCGCUUCACUCACCGCGACCCAGACAUUUAUUUCCCUCGCCGAACAGCCGAUGAAUUUAGGAAUGCUAUCGCUAGAUUCUCCGACGUCUCACUCUCCCAGGAAGAGCUACAGUGGCUCAAGAAGACGUGCGCCUACUUUCAUGACGACUAUCUAGACUACCUCGCGAAGUACCGUUUCAAGCCCGAACAGGUUACGAUAGGCUUUGUGCCCAAAGAUCCUGGCAGCGAUGAAGGCAAAGUGACCAUUGAAGCCAAAGGGCUCUGGGUCGAAACUAUCCUUUGGGAAGUUCCCCUCAUGGCUUGUCUCAGUGAGCUGUACUUCCGUACCUGCGACACGGACUGGAACUACGACGGACAAGCUGGCAACACAGAGCAAGCGUAUGAGAAGGGGCGUAGCCUGCUAAUGGCUGGUUGCGUGUUCAACGAGUUUGGCACACGUCGAAGGCGAUCCUUACAAACACAGGAUAUCGUCGUCGACUAUCUUGUCCGUGCAUCUCGUGAUUUCGCAGAAUCCAGCAGAGGGAGGCUCAAUGGUACGAGCAAUGUCUAUCUUGCACGAAAACAUGGCAUCAACCCGUCGGGGACCAUCGCCCAUGAAUGGUUUAUGGGGGUAGCGGCGAUCAAGGGCUACGAACAUGCUAGCUCGUAUGCACUGGAUCUUUGGGAAGCAGUGUAUCCCAAAGACCUUCUCGUCACUCUAACGGACACCUUUUCGACGGAAGAUUUCAUUUUGGACAAAGCCCGUGCACAGCGCUGGAGAGGGCUUCGCCAAGACUCUGGUGAUCCGUUUGUUUUUGCCCCACGGGCCAAAGAAAUCUACGAAAGCCUUGGCAUAGAUCACCGCGAAAAGACGAUCAUCUUUUCUGACGCAUUAAACGUCGAGAAAGCUCUGCGCCUAAAGCAACAGUGCGACGAGCUGGGAUUUACGUGUGCUUUUGGAGUAGGGACUGACUUCAGCAACGAUUUCCGUACUUUGAGCAGCGGCGGCAAGGAGAAGAGCAAAGCGCUCAAUAUGGUGAUCAAAUUGGGUGCCGUCGGAGGAAAAGAAUGCGUGAAAAUCAGUGAUGAACUUACCAAGAAUACUGGUGACAAGGCGACUGUUGCAGAGGUGAAGAGGAUCUACGACAUCCGCACGUGA
Molecule: messenger RNA, 1254 nt
Organism: Coniophora puteana RWD-64-598 SS2
Lineage: Eukaryota; Fungi; Basidiomycota; Agaricomycetes; Boletales; Coniophoraceae
Product: nicotinate phosphoribosyltransferase
Exons: 10
Coding region: 1-1254 (417 amino acids)
Biological process (GO): NAD+ biosynthetic process
Molecular function (GO): nicotinate phosphoribosyltransferase activity
Source: RefSeq, a predicted model, not a curated record